UUAUAACCAAAGUGCAAUUUUUAGUAGCAGACAGUUUUUACAAACUAAUAAAAAUGAGAUGGACAUCAAUAUUUUUCCGUAAUGCUAGAGAACCCCAAAAUGAGAAAAAAGUACCUUUUAAGGCGAUCCUGCCAUUAAAGCUAAGGGACCAUGUAUCCUCAAAAAAUCAGAAAGAAACAGACCGUGGAUGUUUGCACGAAUUAUCCCUGCUUUUAACAUGUCUUGAAGAAAACGAGUUUCAAGACAAAAGAUGUAUUCCGCAAUUUAAAGCAUUGAAUCAAUGUUACAAUACCUAUAUGAAAAAUGCAGAGCGUACACAAAUUGAACAGGAACAAGAAGUACCUGUACCUAACAGUAAGAAUCUUACACAUAAGCAAAUCACAUACCUUUUACAAAGAUAUCCAACAAAAUAGUUUCUCAUUUCUCAUUUUAAUGCAUUAAUAUAUAUUAUAAAGAGAUCAUAUUCCUAGUAGGCAUAUAUAAAUGCAUAAAAAUAUAUAUAAAAAUAUAUAACCAUUAUCAUUAAAUUAUAUUACCAUAAAUUAUUAUUACCAAUAAAAAUUAUCUUCUUGGUAAAAUCUC
Cataglyphis hispanica is the source of this 582-nucleotide messenger RNA. Its product is annotated as coiled-coil-helix-coiled-coil-helix domain-containing protein 1. Gene Ontology annotation, molecular function: RNA binding. The coding region runs from base 54 to 413 and encodes 119 amino acids. The transcript has 3 exons. NCBI's taxonomy places the organism in Eukaryota, Metazoa, Arthropoda, Insecta, Hymenoptera, Formicidae. Gene Ontology annotation, biological process: mitochondrial translation. Gene Ontology annotation, cellular component: mitochondrial ribosome; nucleoplasm; mitochondrion. The record is from RefSeq and is a predicted model, not a curated record.